Molecule: messenger RNA, 4162 nt
Organism: Diospyros lotus (date-plum)
Lineage: Eukaryota; Viridiplantae; Streptophyta; Magnoliopsida; Ericales; Ebenaceae
Product: probable starch synthase 4, chloroplastic/amyloplastic
Exons: 31
Coding region: 319-3966 (1215 amino acids)
Source: RefSeq, a predicted model, not a curated record
UUUUCGCAUUUAUCCAAAGAUGGGCCGACUGGAUGCCCUCUACGCACCAUCGCGCACUUUAGCACCCCUUCCCGUUGUUUCUGGGUCCUUCCCUUCCUUCUCUCUUUUAUCUCUCCUCGUCUCUAUUCGAUCCCCUAAUCCACCUUCAAGCCCUAGGCUCCACCGCUUUCUGUCGCCUCGCCCAAUCAGGAUUCGCUCAGCGUUGUCUCUCGCCUUUGCGCUUCAAGAAUCGCUCCAUUCGAUUUGGUUUUGGGAAAAUCGAACUCGAAUCAGGUUGCUGUCAUAAAAAAUAAUUCUAUCUGGAGAUUCGUAACGGACAUGCAGGGAUAUGAUAGAGAUGGCUAUGAAGAUUUCAGUGAGUAUGAAGAAGAUGUUGAAGAGGAAGGUGAAGAGGAAUAUGAAGAAGAAGAAGAAGCUCCACAACCCACGCAAGAGGAAUUGGAAUACCUUGAAUUGAGGCAGCAAUUAAAAGAUUCCUUCAGAAAGCAGAUAAAGAAGGAAUCUGGUUCUUCUCAUGUAAAUUCCCAGGAGAAAAAGAAGAAAUUGCCCUAUGAGAAUUUUGGAUCGUUCUUUGGGCCCUCAAAGCCCGUAAUUGCUCAAAGAGUAAUUCAGGAGAGCAAGUCAUUAUUGGAGAACCACCAUAUGGCAGCCAAGGUUGCAAAACCCUAUCAUGAGAAAAGUAAGAGCUCUUCAUCAACCACUACUGGUUCCAAGUCUCAAGUCCGUGAUCACCGUCCUAAAGCUGUAAAUGAGUUGAAAACAAAAGUCCAGAAACUGAAAGAUACUAGGGAUUACUCUUUUCUAUUGUCUGAUGAUGCACAAAUUCCAGCUCCUACAAAAGAUCAUCCAUCUCGAAAUUUCCCAGCUCGAAAUUCUGAGGCUCGAUCAACUCAAGUGCCAGCAAGGAGCAAGCAGUCAUUAACUAAUACUGGAAGACAAGUUCCCAAUGGUCGUGAAGAGCGGAAACCAUUGUCCACAAGUAGCCAAAUGCUUCCUAAGUCAGGGCCACCAAGAACUCCUGCUAGUAAACCUAUUCAGAAAGCAUUUGAUCCUAGAAAGCAGAUUGGAAAUAGUAAUGGGAGUGGGCCAGGUCGGCCCGUGGGGCCAAAGAGUUUGCCUUCUAAGACGCCAGCAGCAACUACAGAGAGGAGGGUCUCCGCAGCAGGUGCAAAGAGUUCUGUUCCUAGUGUGCAUAGGCCACCUGCUUCCAAAUUGCAUUCUUCGGCUUCAAAGCAAGUUCUAAAACAUCCUUUGGACAUGAAGAAAGAAUUUCAAGAAUCUAGCCGAGCAAAACAGCUUCCAAAACAGCCAGUGCCAUCCUCUAAACCGCAGAUAAACAAGCCACCUGUGAAAAUUUCAUCUCGUCCUACAAUCCGAGAGGAUCGCCCAAAGAAAAGGCCUGCAAGACGGUACUCUGAUGAUGAGGAUGACGAUGAUGGUGGAAGAGCUAUUAGCAUGAUUAGAAGCAUGUUUGGGUAUAAUCCUAACAAGUAUGCUGAUGAUGACGAGGAUGAUAUGGAUAUGGAGGCAAACUUCGAUGAUAUUAUGAGGGAGGAGGACAGAAGUGCAAGAAUUGCAAGAAAAGAAGACGAAGAAGAAUUACGCAAAAUAGAGGAAGAAGAAAGGAGGGAGCGGUUGAGAAAGAAGCGUAAGCUGAGCCAGCGAGUUCCUGGCUUGUGCAUGGCAAGCAGAAUCGCAGCUGUUUUUGAUUCGUACAUGAUACCAAAAACAUAUUAUCUUGAGACAAUUAAGGUGUUACGAGCCUGUUGUGAAGAGAAAGUAGGCUGCAUGAUAAAGUUCCCUCCCUGCUUGCCCCUCACUGGCUGGCUAGAGGAUAGUGAUGAAGAUCUUCCCGUAGCUUUCUCGCUCCCUCCAGCCGUCCAGACGGACAUGUCGACCGUUCUACACGCGUCGGUUCACUGUCUUCCGGCUUUCCCCAAGACCACUGGAGGAGGAAACUCCAAAUCUCUCAAAUCUCGUGCUCGGUUACGUUCCUUGGGGAAGAACAGGAUGGUCAAUGACUUUUCUGGAGGAUCUUUUCGAAUGGAGUUAACAGGCCAUGAUAAUUCAGAGAUUUCUCAGGAAGUGAUGAAUAGUGUACCAGAGAAGAAACAUGAGGAGAUUGGGCGACUCUUCAAGGAAGCACAGCGAAACAUUCUGUACCUGAACAAACAACGCAUGAUGGCUAUGGUGGAGUUGGACAAAACCUACAGAGAGAAAACAUUUUUGCUUGGUCGAAUAGAACAACUGGAGAGGAAAAACAAGUCCUACUUCGGAAAAGAUAAAUUGUCAAUCAGCUCGGAACUGCUGCUUAGAGUAGACUCGAUGGUCCUUACAGGCAUGAUUGGUGCUGGGGAGGCAUCUGAUUUGAGAAGGAUGAUCGUGGACUCAAAAUUUAGUAUAGCCAAUGAGUUGUUUGAAAUCCUGCAUAGAAGAGAUGUUGAACUUCUAGCAGCACUCCGCCACUUCUCAGACAAAAGCAGAAUGAAAGGUUUUCACAUUGUCCAUAUUUGUACUGAAAUGGCACCUAUUAUCUCCAUUGGAUCCUUGGCAUCAUAUGUAACAGGGCUAUCCUGUGCACUACUGAGAAAGGGUCAUUUGGUGGAGGUUAUUUUACCAAAGUACUCGAGCUUAAACCUGGAUGAGGUACAAGGGUUGAGAGAAAUUGAGGCAGAGUUCUAUUCAUAUUUCAAUGGUCAAUUGCAUGUAAACAGAAUUUGGACAGGUGUUUUAUAUGGCAUUGGAAUUACAUUCAUACAACCUAUUUACUAUUCAUCAUUCUUCAAUGGUGAGAGGGUAUAUGGCUACUCAAAUGACUUUGAACGAUUCUCUUAUUUCUCCCGAGCUUCAUUGGAUUAUAUAGUAAAAUCAGGAAAGCAACCUGAUGUUUUACACAUACAUAACUGGCAAACUGCUGUCAUUGGGCCACUUUUCUGGGAUGUUUUUGUUAAACAGGGUCUUGGAGGUACAAGGAUAUUGCUGACAUGUCAUGGUUUUGAUUCUCAGUGUCUUGAGCAACCUAACAAGCUAGCAUUGUGUGGACUUGAUCCGUCUAGACUACACCGUCCUGAUCGCUUGCAAGAUAACUCUAAGACACAUCUUGCCAACAUUUUAAAGGGCGGAAUUGUUUACUCCAAUAAGGUUAUAAUAAUGUCCUCUGUGCAUUCAAAAGAUACGAUUAUUUCUUGCUUGAGCCAGGGGUUGGAAUCCACAUUAGCCAUUCACAAGGAUAAGUUGCUUCUUGCUCCCUAUGGAUUUGACAAUGCCACCUGGAAUCCUUCUGUGGAUAAAUAUCUUCCACAGACCUAUAGUGCAGAUGACGUGAAGGGGAAAGCUGUUUGCAAAGUUGAACUACAGCAGCAAUUGCGAUUAUCUGAGAAUGCUUCUACUGUUCUUGUUGGCUGCAUUUUUUCAGGAGUAUUGGACAUUGACCUAGAGAAUUUCAAGGCACUUGUAUUGGCAGCUUCCAGAAAAGGUGUCCAGUUCGUCUUUAUGGGGACGGGCAAAGUUCCAGGGAUAAACUGGGCACUGGAAACCUUUCAGGAAGAACUCCAGGAUGACUGUGUAAGAUUUUUAAAUGAAUAUGAUGAAGCCUUAUCUCAUCUAAUCUUCGCCGGAUCUGAUAUUGUAUUAUGCCAAUCUUUUCAUGACCCAUUGCUCCAAGUGCCGCUGAAGGCUGUAAGAUAUGGAGCUGCUCCAGUUGCAGCAACUCUGAUUGAUAAGCACUUCAGGCAGGUCAUAGAUCAUGACCAUGAUAGCAGCCAGUUCUCACGGUACAUUGCCAACACCUUUGGUCAUGUAUCUUUAAGCCAAGCAAUUGACGAAAUUUGCCUUGUCCAAUUGCAGAAGAACAAUCCGGCCAAGUGGAAUAGGAAGAUAAUGGAUGCUAUGACAAAAGACUUCUCGUGGGAUGCAGAGUGUUGUGACAUACAUGUUAGUGCUUACACGUCGAUAAAGAAUUUGUGAAGCAGGUUUGAGUUUUCAAUUUCUCAUGUACUGUUGUAUACUUGUAUGACUAAUGUGUGCACUGUGCACAUGCAUCUGUCUAUGAUGAAAUGAUAGUGCCUAAGAUUAUUCUCUUUAAAGUUAUUGUUAAUGAGUCCAACAAAUCUGUACUUAACUAUCGUGUUACCACUUGAAGGACUCGACCAUAUUCGUAAAA